CUACGAAUCUGCGCGUCCAAAAUUCUAUUUAUAGAACAUAAAGGUUCAUAGUCUACUGCACCACUAACCAAGAGUAACUGAUAGCCAAUUCAAGAACCAAACAAACACUACCCUCCUUUAUCUACUCAUCCAAUUUCCCUUUGAAAUUCCUUCAAAUUAAAUAUGGAACUUACCAAAAUGUUCUUAUUCUUAUCUUUUUUUGCUUCUAUAUCAUCCGCACACACCAAUAUUGUAGAUUUUUGUGUGGCAGACUUGAAUUAUCCAGUUGGGCCAGCUGGAUAUCCUUGUAAGAAUCCGGCUAACCUAACAGUAGAUGACUUUGUCUACUCUGGUUUGGGUGUUUCUGGCAACACCUCAAAUGUUUUUGGUGUUGGUGUAACCUUUGCAAUUGAUUUAACUUUUCCUGCUUUAAACGGUUUAGACAUUUCAAUGACGCGGUUAGAUAUUGGUGUAGGUGGAGUUGUACCGAUGCAUUCACAUAGAGUGUCAGAACUUAUCAUUGUGAUCCAAGGAAGGAUAAUCGCGGGUUUUAUAUCCUCCGAUACUAAAGUAUACUAUAAAACAUUGAAAAAGGGGGACAUUAUGAUUUUUCCUCAGUCGUUACUUCACUUUCAAGUUAAUGUAGGUAAAACUCCGGCUCUUGCAUUUGUUAGCUUGAAUAGUGCAAGGCCUAAUUUUCAAACUACUAGCACUUCUCUCUUUGGAAAUGACCUACCUACCAAUCUCAUUGAGAAGCUUACUUUACUUGACGCCGAGCAAGUGAAGAAGUUGAAGAGCAUCUUUGGUGGCACAAAUUGAUCCGGUGUGUUAAAUUUGUUCCUAUUUGUGUUAGUGUGCAACUAGUACGUACUCUUUUGUAAGUGACUUAAAUGAUCAUCUAUGUGUAAUUUAAUAACAUGUAUUGGCUAUUGUUCA
This is a messenger RNA of Beta vulgaris subsp. vulgaris (sugar beet), 915 nucleotides long. RefSeq names its product auxin-binding protein ABP19a. Gene Ontology annotation, cellular component: cell wall. The transcript has a single exon. The record is from RefSeq and is a predicted model, not a curated record. Bases 163 to 798 code for a protein of 211 amino acids. NCBI's taxonomy places the organism in Eukaryota, Viridiplantae, Streptophyta, Magnoliopsida, Caryophyllales, Amaranthaceae. Gene Ontology annotation, molecular function: manganese ion binding.